UUGCGUGCAGCGAUUGGUCGCCGCCUGGGUGACGCCAUCGCCUCAGGGCGUGAACGCAUUUUUUGAUGACGUCAUGCACAUGUCAAUCACGCGGAAACCGAAGUUGUCGUCUGCUACGAAGCGAAGCCGCGCGCGCUGCUUCGGUCUGAUCCGAAGCGCGGUGUGCCGUGUGCAGAGCCUGUGCGUGCCGUGUGCACGGGCGAGAUCGCGGCACUCAGAGCAAAAUGGCAGCGUGUCCGGUGUCUGUGGCGCCUGUUCUCGCGCUUUUAGCGAGCCUGUGUGAGAGACAGCGACGACGUCGACACCGACAAGAGGCCUUUGAGAUGACGGACGAGGAAUUCAGGCGACAAUUCCGACUCUCGAAAGAGACAGUGCUCCGCCUGUGCGAGGAACUUGAGUGUGUGUUGGGGCCGCAACGCGCUAGUGGCAUUGACACUGUGACAAAAGUGCUCUGUGCGUUGCGUUUUUUUGCGACUGGAAGUUUCCAGCAGUCCGUGGCCAACGAGGAAACUGUCGCCCUGUCCCAGCCCUCAGUUAGCCGCAUAAUUUUUUCCGUUGCUGAAGCCAUUGCAACGGUCGGCAAAGCAAAGGGAUGGGUGAAGUUUCCGACGGACACAGAAAAGGUGGCGGUCAAGCAACGCUUCCUUGAACGUGGCAAGCUCCCUGGUGUCGUCGGCUGUGUUGACGGAACAUUAAUUGCCAUCGUCCGGCCGCGAAAAAUGAGCCCCGCGGAAACCGAGGCGUACUGGAGCCGCAAGGGAUUUUACGCUUUGAAUUGCAUGGUGGUGUGUGAUGCGGACCUAAGGAUCGUGGCCAUAGACCCUCGCAUGCCAGGAUCAUGCCACGAUUCCUUCGUCUGGAGGCACUCAGCAUUGCGCCGCCGCCUGACGUGUGGCCUCCUGAAUGACGAGGAGUUUUUGCUUGGAGAUUCGGGGUACCCUCUGGAGCCCUGGCUUCUCACUCCUGUGCCCGGACACCCGACACGGCUGACAGCAGAGGGGCGCUACAAUGAAGCACACGCCGUCGUCAGGAAUGCGGCUGAAAGAUGCAUAGGCAUCCUAAAAAGCCGUUUUAGGUGCCUGCAGAGGUACCGUACGCUGCACUACUCACCCCGCAAAGCAGCCACCAUUGUGGCGGCGUGUGCUGCGCUUCACAACCUCUGUCUCCAGGCAGGGGAUCCGCUGCCAGAUGAUCCUGAAGAUGACGACACAAGCUGUACGAGUGAUGCAGCAACAAGACAAGUGCAGCCACCACAGGCCCCAUCGCUGCCCUUGGCACAAUUGGUGCCGCCUCCACGCGCUUUGUUCGAGAGCGCCAAGCAGGCUCGCUCUGCAAUAAUUAACAUGUUCAGGUUGCCUCGCAAUCUUCACAUUGCAUAUUUGCAGAGCGUGCGAAGACGGAUGCGCCGGCAAAUGAGGCGGCGGCAAACAUGAAUGCACAUAUUGUUCACGUCUCCAACGGGGUGUGUGCCAAUUAGCAAUAAUAUUCCCCCGAGUUUUCUAGGCUUUGUGUUAGCCUUUUGGCAAACAUUCAUUGACAACAUGUGCCACUGGAGAAUAAUGGAAAGUCUGCGAAAUUCAAUGUGCUUCGACAAUCUCUUUAGCUCUUGUAGAUGGUGCCGCUUGCAUUGAUGUUAGCGAAGAACACUAUCCAUGCAGGCAACAUUUUGCAAAUAGAGGUUACAUGACACAGUUGGAGACAUUUUUCCUUGGAACUGCCUCGCUCAACAUAAACUUGACGCACUCGAUCGUGCACAUGCCAUGUGUUACGACGGAACAACCCUUAUGGCAUGAAGGUGACUGCGUGACGAUGAUUGAAUAAAGACGAAGGCGGAACAAACAGUAAAAUCACUACGACGAAAUCAACAGUACCGCGGAGAAGGCACGACGGUGAUUCAUUGACGAUGCAAACGUGGCAGUGGUAGCAAGAUGACUCAGUGAAUGUUUGUGCAUAGCUAACUUUCUCAAAGUCGUGGGCAUGACGACAGUGGAAUCACUACGAGAGACCGUCACGACAAGACAAUGCAGAAAUGACCUAAGCGCGUCCUGCAGGACCUAAAUAAAGUUUUUCCAGUCUAUUCCAAGUCCAAUGAAGUGUUUGCUCAUCUUGACAACAGACAUCGCUCCGAAGACCUGACUAAAUCAUUCAGUUGGCAGUAGUGACAUGCGGUGUCUACGAAGGGCAGGAACGUAAUCAACGCGAGCUUAUGACUCUCGCUUACUGGGGAUACCUCGUUCAAGGGGAUCAAUUAAUUGGAAGACCGUUUGCCAAUCACGAAAGAAGUUCCACGGGUUACCCCAUCUUUUCAGUUGGAUGAAGACGCGUAUGUGUCCCCGGACAUCUAAGGGCAUCACAUACCUAUUAGUACUGUUUCAUGCAGCUUGGGGCGGCUUGUCUAAGAAGGUUGCAAGGUGCCGGUAACCUCACACCUAUUUAAUAGGCAGCAAGAGUCUCGUAAUCGGAAUUAACCAGACAAAUCGCUCCACCAACUAAGAAUGGUCCAUGCACCACUACCCACAGAAUCAAGACAACACAGCCAGCAGCACUGGCAGAAAAGUUGAAGGAACCCUCGCUUUAAUAACUGGUUCCCGUUUGGCAGGCUCUGCCCACUCGCAAUAUGCAACAAGUGCUCCCAGUGAAUUGCGAACCUAACUCAAUUGCAUAACUGUCCCCAACUGGCUUGUUGGGUUAUGUGGUCACUGACCACCGUGCUACCGUAAGUGGUGGCCGCUGCUGUACUUUCGAUGUGUCUGAAGUACACUGAAAGAGAUUGAGCAUUGUGAAAAUAUAUUGAAGAGCAUGGAAUGUUGUUCUGUAAACUUUAUUGCUUCUUUAUUGUACAUAUAAUGGCAUAAGACUGAUGUAUUACAAAUAAAUUUGCUCUGUUGCAACCACAGCACAGGCCAUGGACUGAAUACAUUAUACUCCCACAUGAACCACCCUUGUAUUAAGAGUUGGUAAAGCUAUAAAUCCACAUCACAGUCAAGUAUGCAUCAUGUCGUAGGAUACCUCGGCAAGAGAUAUUGAAGUCGUUUCACAGUUGAGCAUUACGCCUGCAGUGGGAUACUGCAGCAAUAGAUAAUGAAGUCUUAUCACAGUCAGAUGUAAAACAUGAGGUAGGAUACCGCAGCAAUACAUGUCCACGUCGCAUCACAGUUGAGUAUGAAGCAUGCAGUGGGAUACUGCAGCAAUAGAUACUGAAGUCUUAUCACAGUCAGAUGU
Messenger RNA from Dermacentor silvarum, 3222 nucleotides. RefSeq names its product putative nuclease HARBI1. The transcript is spliced from 3 exons. The record is from RefSeq and is a predicted model, not a curated record. Lineage: Eukaryota; Metazoa; Arthropoda; Arachnida; Ixodida; Ixodidae. Bases 225 to 1433 code for a protein of 402 amino acids.